Frankliniella occidentalis (western flower thrips) is the source of this 6360-nucleotide messenger RNA. It is a transcript of the gene Mcr, whose product is annotated as CD109 antigen. The transcript is spliced from 25 exons. The record is from RefSeq and is a predicted model, not a curated record. Gene Ontology annotation, molecular function: protein binding; endopeptidase inhibitor activity. Gene Ontology annotation, cellular component: extracellular region. Bases 225 to 5312 code for a protein of 1695 amino acids. Lineage: Eukaryota; Metazoa; Arthropoda; Insecta; Thysanoptera; Thripidae.
AGGUGUGUCCGUGCAGUGUAGUGGUGGGGAGAAGUUGGGUCGGGGCGGAGAGUGAGCGCUCCCUAGUCCAGUCCAGUGAAGUUUUAGGAAUGGAAUUCGGAUAAAUUUACGCGAAUGUGGUUGUAGUUUUGUGCGAUUUUGUGUCAAGAUUCACGCACCAAACUUGGAUUAUCGUGCGCCGAGGCCUGGUUUUCGUGUGCGGCGCUCUGAGACGGAGCUAGGAAAUGCAGAAGAGGACGCUACCCGUCGGAGUACCCAGGUGCUGCGUCUCGAUGCUGCUGGUGCUAGCCGCCCUGGUGUCGGCCGCACUCGCGCAGGUGCCGCCGCCGCCGGUCUCCCCGCGCUUCGACGACCCCUUCUUCAACGGGGCAGGCCCGCCGCCGCCCCCGGGUGCGCUGCCGCCUCAGGGGGGCGGUUUCCCGCCGCCGCUGCCCCCGGGGGCUGUCCCCGGCGGCGGCCUCGGGCCCGGCCGCUCGCCCAACCUGCCGCCCUUCGACGUCAACGGCUUCAACCCAAGGGACAACACCCUCGGCGGUGGCAACUGGGAUGGUGACAAUUGGUUUAACAAUUGGCAGGGCAACACCAUAAUCAGAGAAGCGACCUACUUCGUGGUUGCAAGUAAAGUGGUUCGCCCAGGCCAAAUUUACACAGUCGCUGUCACUGUCCUGCAAGCUCCUCUCCCCAUCACAGUCCGAGCCUCAAUUUCAAGAAAUAGGGUGGAAUUGACAACAGAUAGCAAGGAUGUGAAAGAGGGAAUUCCUGAAAAGUUAAUUAUGAGGGUUCCUCCUCAAAGUGUUCCUGGUAACUAUAAGUUACGAGUUGAAGGUCUAUACGAUGGCGUGCUGGGAGGUGUAGCAUUUGUCAAUGAAACCAACGUAGUUUUCUCUCAGAGAUCCAUGACUAUUUUCAUCCAGACUGACAGACCUGUGUAUAUGCAGGGACAAACAGUAAGCUUCAGAGCUAUUCCUAUUAACACUGAGUUGAGACCUUUCGAUGGAGCAAUUGAUGUUUACAUGUUAGAUCCCUCAAGGCACAUCAUGAGGAGAUGGUUAUCAAGACAGUCCAACCUUGGAACUGUCAGUUUAGAUUAUACUCUUUCUGACCAACCCGUUUUUGGUGAAUGGGUUGUGCAAGUUAUUGCACAGGGACAGAUUGAGGAACAGAAGUUCCUUGUGGAAGAAUAUUAUCAAACAAGAUUUGAGGUCAAUGUUACAAUGCCAGCAUUCUUCUUUGAUAAUGACCGCUUUAUUCAUGGUACAGUAAUGGCAAAUUACACCAGUGGUGCUCCAGUCAGUGGAAACUUGACCCUGGUGGCAGAGAUUCGUCCAAGACAGAGGCCUGGCUAUGGAAGCCCUCCUCCUGCCAGACAAAUAUAUAUCCCUUUUGAUGAAUCAUAUCCAUUCUGGUACCCAAAAGAAACUUUUGAGAAUCGAUACAGAGGCCUGCCACAUUUGAAAUUCUUUUAUGGAGUGUACCACUUCAGAUAUCCAAUUGCUGAAAUGCUUCCUGCUGCUUUGACAGAAGAAGGGUUUGAAGUUACUGUUAAGGCGACUGUUGGUGACAGAUUUAUGGAUGAAGUAAUAGAAGGCCACUCUACAUCCAGAAUUUAUAAGUCAAGGUUAAAAGUGGCAUUUAUGGGAGGAACCCCUCAAGUCUUCAAGCCCCCUAUGCCAUUCAAGGCCUAUCUUGUUGUUUCGUACCACGAUGGCUCACCUUUGUCUAAAGUACGAUUAUUUGGAAGUGAUCUUCGCAUAACUGCAAAUCUAGACACAUUCAAUGGCGGGACCCGUCGCCUGGAUCCAAGGUCUAUGCCUCUUCAGCCAAUGGGUGAUGGUGUCUGGGAGCUUAAGAUAGAUCUGAAAUCUCAACUUGGACUGGAAGGCAAGAAUAAAGACUUUGAACUGGCAAACAUAAGGUCAUUGAGGAUUCAGGCUACAUACCUGUCUCAGGGAGAUCGUGCCAUUACAGAGUUACUCUUACUCUCCCAUUAUUCCCCGAUGCAUCACCAUAUUAAGGUGUCUACUUCCACAAGCCAUGCACGGGUUGGAGAGUAUGCAAUUUUCCAUGUGCAAAGUAACUAUUUCAUGGAAACAUUUAAUUACAUUGUAAUGUCCAAGGGCAUUAUUUUAUUGUCUGGAGAUGAAACUAUGCAAAACUCGAUUCGCACAUUUGCCGUACCUCUUAGUGCUGAAAUGGCCCCAGCUACUACUAUUGUGGUUUAUCAAGUUGGACGUUAUGGUGAUGUUGUUGCUGACAGUCUAACAUUCCCUGUUAAUGGAAUCUCCCGAAAUAAUUUUACUGUGUUUAUAAACAACCGAAAGGCAAGGACUGGUGAGCGUGUUGAGGUUGCCAUUUACGGUGAGCCUGGAGCCUAUGUUGGUCUUUCUGGUAUAGACAGAGCUUUUUACAGCAUGCAGGCUGGCAAUGAACUUUCAUAUGGAAAGGUUAUUGAGAAGAUGGCUAGUUUUGAUGAGAACACAAAUGGCACUUACACCCACGGCUGGCUGUCUCAUGAGGGGCUUCCUGAUGACACUGUAUACUUCCCCUCCUCUACCUUUGGCAUUGAUGCCAACAGGACAUUUGAGUAUUUGGGACUUGUUGUGUUUUCUGAUGUUGUUGUUACCCGUCGUCAAGGAUUUUGUAAUGCAUCUCGUGGCUUUGGUGAAUGUCUUGAUGGUGCAUGCUAUCCCUUUGCAAAGAAGUGUGAUGGACAGUUUGACUGUCAAGAUGGCACUGAUGAGGCUGGUUGUCCUGUCUACAAUCGCACAGAAAUUGGACUCUUCCGCAAGUAUCGGUUCAGUAGAAUCCAACGCCAAUAUGACAAUGUCUGGUUGUGGAAAGACAUCAAUAUUGGUCCUCAUGGUCGAUUCAUUUUUGAUGUUGAUGUUCCUCAUCGCCCAGCCCACUGGAUGGUUUCAGCCUUCAGUAUGAGCCCUACUUAUGGUUUUGGAAUGCUGCGUGCACCAUUAGAGUAUGUGGGAGUGUUGCCAUUCUUCAUGAAUGUUGAAAUGCCUAGCAAGUGUAGGCAAGGUGAGCAAGUUGGUGUCAGGGUUACAGUAUUUAAUUAUCUGACCAGAAACCUUGAAGCUACAGUAGUCUUGGGAGGAUCCUAUGAUUAUAAAUUUGUCCAUGUUGAAAUGAAUGGAAUUGUUCGCUCUUACAAUCCUCGGACAUCAUUUGGAGAACAUCAAUUCUUCAUCUUUAUAAGAGCUCAGGAUUCAGUUGUGGUAUAUGUGCCAAUUGUACCAACCAAGCUUGGUGAUAUUGAGGUCACUUUAAUGGCAUCUUCGUUAAUUGGUAAAGAUGUUGUGACAAGAAAGCUUCAUGUUGAGGCUGAUGGUCUUCCUCAAUAUCGUCAUCAGUCCGUCUUAUUGGAUCUCAGUAAUCGUAACUAUGUAUUACAAUACAUGCAUGUAAACAUCACAGAAACACCAAUUAUUCCGUACGAAGAGGAUCGUUAUUAUAUUUUUGGCUCAAACAAGGCCACAGUUUCUCUUGUUGGUGAUGUUGUGGGUCCCAUUUUCCCUACCAUGCCAGUUAAUGCCACAUCUUUGAUGGGCCUACCAAUGGAUUGUGCCGAGCAGACUAUUUUCAGUUUUGCUGCUCACCUUUACACAACACUAUACAUGCGUUACACCAACCAAAGAAAUCGUCAUCUUGAAAAGCAAUCUUUCCAUUACAUGAACGUUUUGUAUCAGCGACAGAUGUCUUUCAUGAAAUGGGAUGGAUCGUUUGGUUUAUUCCGUAACGACUGGAACCAAUCUGCCUCUAGUGUGUGGCUUACUGCCUAUUCAGUUCGUGUCCUUCAAGAAGCCAGUUUCUAUGAAUGGGAAAAUUACAUUUAUAUUGAUCCAGAAGUCAUUUCUAAAGCAGUAUCCUGGAUUUUGAAGCAUCAGACAUGGGAUGGUGCAUUUUAUGAAGUUACCUGGCUUCCUGAUCGUAAGGUCAAUGAUUCUUUGCAUUGGCCUGAUGACAAUAUUGCAAGGAAUAUUUCACUCACAGCUCAUGUUCUCAUUACCUUAGAAACUGUAAAAGAUCUAUCUGGGGGCUUGGGGUCACAAGUAGCACUCGCUCAAAGCAAAGCCAUAUCAUGGUUAGAAAGGAACAUAAAAUUAUUGGAUCAGUUUGGACAACCAUACGAAGUAGCCAUUGUUGCAUAUGCAUUGAUGUUAAGCAAAGCAGCAACAGCUGAGACUGCAUUUGGAAUUCUUGCCAGACAUAGAAGAGAAACAGAUGGAUUGUUUUACUGGGGAAAGAUUGAAGUACCAGCUCCACCUCAAAAGUUAGAAAAUCAAAAGCCUUUCUCUUUACCACGGUUGCCCUAUGAAUAUGACUCUGGCAAUAUUGAAACAACAGCAUAUGCAUUGUUGGUUUAUGUGGCAAGGCAAGAGUUAAUGAUGGACCGGAUUGUGAAAUGGCUCAAUGCUCAACGUUUGACCGAUGGUGGAUGGGCCUCAACACAAGACACUGCAAUUGCAAUGAAAGCUCUCAUUGAGUACACCAAUCGUCAGCGACUGCGAGAUGUAACACAACUGUCUGUUACUAUUGAAGCAACAGCUCUGCCCGGUCAGACAAAAAUCCUUCACGUCAAUCCACGUAAUCUUGCCACAUUCCAAAAAAUUGAGAUUCCAGAGGCUUGGGGAACUGUGAAAGUGCAAGCGAAUGGUGCUGGCCACGCUAUUCUUCAAAUGACUGUUCAAUACAAUGUUGACAUUGUGAAGUUCCAAACUCAACCACCUGUUCGAGCAUUUGAUAUCCAUACUAGAGCCAAUUUCCAUGGCAGGAAUCAGUCUCACAUAUCUUAUACAAGUUGUCAGAGGUGGACUAAUCUAGCUGAAUCAACUAGAUCCGGUAUGGCUGUAUUAGAUGUAGCCAUCCCUACGGGAUAUAUUAUCCAGCAGCAGAAGUUGGAUUGGUAUAUUCGUUCCAGACAAGUACGCAACCUGCAGAGAGCGCGCUAUACGGAAAGAAAAGUCUUAUUUUACUUUGAUUACCUUGAUACAUAUGACACAUGCAUCAACUUUACCAUUGAGAGAUGGCAUCCUGUGGCCAACAUGUCCCGUUAUUUGCCAGUUAGAGUAUAUGAUUACUAUGCUCCAGAACGAUUUAAUGAGACAAUUUUUGAUUCCCUACCAACAUAUCUACUUAACAUUUGUGAAGUUUGUGGGAGCAGUCAGUGUCCAUAUUGUCCAAUUUACAAUAUUGCUAAUGCAUUGACUCAACCAAUGUUCUGGACAUUAGUUUUGCCUUUUGUAAUAUCUAUUCUUCAUCUACUAAGACCAAACACUUUAUAUAUGUUUAAUAUACCGUGAUAAUUUGCCCGAGUCAUUGAAGAUGUAUAACCUACGUCAAUUGUGUUAGUGGAUUUCUCAGUACUUGGGAGAUGAAAUUUAAUUUAAGCAAAAAAGAUAUUGUAGGGUUUUAAUUUUCAGCCAGCCAGGGGUUGAUUAAAUUGAAUGAAGGAUUUGACUAGAAACAGUCAUAUCCAGUUUUGAUCUACUUAAAUUUUACUUUGGCAUUUUGGUGUAUCAGAUACAUUUUUAAAGCUUUGUUUAAGUACCUCUUUCUACAUUUUAACAUAAUCAUGCCAAAAUGUUUAUCAUUGAAGACUGAAAACUGGAUUUUUAGAAUGCAUCCAAGCUUGAAAGAGGAACUGUUAUGGUUUUCAAAAAUGUUUCUCAUUUGUUGAAUCAAUUAACUUGCAUGACAUUUCUAAUGUCACACAAGAAAGAACUGCUCACCAAUUCCAUCCAUUCCUAAUCAUUUGUCAUAAAUUUUAAGAAUUGUGUAAGAUAUCAAUGAAAGUACAGUAUUGUGUGAAAUUUUUGAAAAAGGUCACAAGUUUAUGGUGGUGUAUAGUUCAGUCACUUAUUUCAAAAAUCAAAAUUGGGAGUGUAGUGUUAUUAAGUAUUAAAUUAUUGACCAAAUGAAGAGUUUAUUGAAAUUGUCAUAUCUUUUCUAUGUAUAUUAUUGAGUUGCCAUGUUUUGUUAUUCAACCUUACCUUGUUUUUACUUCCAUCGGUCUAGAAGUGCAUUCUUAGUGGUUUGCCUGGCGAUCUAAUUUGUCGGGUUGUAUUGGACAAUAUUGUGCCGCAAUGUGUUCAUGCACUAUUCUCAGCCAGUGUAUUUGAAUGUGGAGCUUUUCUUGUGGUUAUUAUGUUCUGAUAUUUCUCAAUCUAUUUUGUUCAUAGUUUGGGCCUCUUAACCCAUUACGCUUUGUUUUCAUUAAGAAUAUUUUGACAGUUCACAUUAGUGGGCUUAAUUAAACAACUCUUUUCUUAGAGUGCUGUGAAAAAGUGAGUUUGUAAGUGUGUAUAUUUUUCUGUGUAAAAUACAGAGAUGUAAUAUUUGUUACUGUUA